Messenger RNA from Zonotrichia leucophrys gambelii, 1914 nucleotides. It is a transcript of the gene SPATS2, whose product is annotated as spermatogenesis associated serine rich 2. Gene Ontology annotation, molecular function: protein binding. Lineage: Eukaryota; Metazoa; Chordata; Aves; Passeriformes; Passerellidae. Gene Ontology annotation, cellular component: cytoplasm. The record is from RefSeq and is a predicted model, not a curated record. The transcript is spliced from 14 exons. The coding region runs from base 100 to 1770 and encodes 556 amino acids.
AGGGCUCUGCCGGGCAGCGGCCCCCUCCCGGAACGUCGCGGGAAAUCUCCACAAAAAAUCCCAAAUUUCUGCUCCAAACUUCUGGAAUUGCAGCCAAAGAUGUCCAAGAAGCAGCAGCCCAAAGAUCCCUCAGGGUUCGUGUUCGAUUCUCGCUCCGGGGCCGUGCGGGCUCAGGGCGGCGCCGAGAACAUGAGGGAGAAGGUGCAGGCCGUGCGCGCGGUCGUCCCCAACCGCAGCAACACCGAGAUCGUGCUGGUGCUGCAGCACUUUGACAACGCCGUGGACAGGGCGGUGCAGGCCUUCAUGGAGGGCAAUGCCAGUGAGGUGCUGAAGGAAUGGACGGUGACUGGGAAGAAAAAGAACAAGAAGAAAAAGCCCAAAGCCAAAGCCCAGCCCGGCCCUGCAGCCCCCGGGCCGGAGGAAAAGUUGGAAAAGUUGGAAAAUUGGGAAAAAUUGGGAAUUUCCAUCAAUGGUUUCCAUGGCAACCGCUCCCCAUCCCUGGAGUCGCUCCCCGAGCCCGGGGCAGCCCUGGGCAAUGGAAUCCCAAAUUUUCCUGCCCCGACCCCGACCCGGAGCAGCCCCGGAUCCCCCGGGGGGAGGAAACUGGGGCCCAGCCUGGAGCGCUCCCUGAAGGAUCUGCAGCGCUGCUCCGUGGCCCUGGCGCGGUUCCGGGCCCUGCUCAGGGACGAGGUGGAAAAUUCCCUGCGCAGGGUGAAGGGGGCGUUCGGGGAGAUCCAGAGCUGCCUCAUGGAUCGCGAGGUCGCUCUCUUGGCCGAGAUGGACAAAGUCAAGGCAGAAGCAAUGGAUCUGCUGUGUUUGCGGCAGCUCCGGGCCGAGUCCCUGCGCGCUCUCACCGAGGCCGCCCCGGCCAUGUCGGAGGAGGAGCUGCAGGAGCUGCGGGCGGACAUCAAGCACUUUGUGAGCGAGCGCAAGUUCGAUGAGGAGCUGGGCCGGGCCGGGCGCUUCGGCUGCGACCUCGAGGCCCUGAGGGGCAGCAUCGGCGCCUUCGGGCAAGUUUCCCACCCCAGGCCCAGCUAUUCCAGCCGCUCCCGCUGCAGCUCCAGCCCCGCGCCCACAGCGGGACCGGCAACAACGGCGGGAACAACAAUGGGAUCAACAACGGGACCGACAAUGGGAUCAACAAUGGGAUCAACAACAGCGGGAUUCCCAAUGGGAUCGGGAUCGGCCCCGGGAUCCCCCCAGGGCGGCGCCGCCCCAACGGAGCCACCCCCGAGCCCACAGAGCCGGAACCCCCCGGGAGCAGCCGGAGCCCGCCCGGAGCCCCCCAGGAACCCCAAAAACCCCAAAACCCCCAAAAAUCCCAAAAACCCAGAGAACCCCAAAAAUCCCAAAUCCCCUGAAAACCCCAAAAACCCCAAAAACCCAGAGAACCCCAAAAACCCUGAAAACCCAGAGAAUCCCAAAAACCCAGAGAAUCCCAAACCCCCAGGGGACCCCAAAAAUCCCAAAAAUCCCAAAUCCCCCGAAAACCCCAAAAGCCCCAAAAAUCCCAAAUCCCCAGAGAAUCCCAAACCCCCAGGGGACCCCAAAUCCGCCAAAAACCCCGAAAACCCCAAAAAUCCCAAAUCCCCCAAAAACCCUGAAAAUCCCAAAUCCCCCAAAAACCCCGAAAACCCCAAAUCCCCCAAAAACCCCAAAAAUCCCAAAUCCCCCAAAAACCCUGAAAAUCCCAAAAAUCCCAAAUCCCCCAAAUCUGCCCGGAGCCGCCCGGGGCCGCGCAGGAGCCGCCCUGAGGGCGCCAAUUCCUGAAAACCCCAAAAUUCCUGAAAACCCCAAAAUUCCUGAAAACCCCAAAAUCCGGGAUGGGGAUUCGGGGUCCCAUCCUGGGAACGUUUACAGAUCCCACUGUGCCAUUCCCCCUUUUUUCCCAAUUUUUUCCCAAUUUUUUCCCCU